AUGAAUGUCCCAAAGUUUGUUGUGCUUCUCGUGAUUGGUGUUUUGUUUGCCAUUGUCACCGCAAGGCAGGCCGAAGAAGUGUCCAAAGAGACCAAAUUAGGUACCUCUCUUUCAAAAUCUACUAUCAAAGGCGUUGGAGCUCAGCUUUCGACUAAUGCCACAACAGACAGCAUCACUUCGGGGUCUAGCUUUGCCAGUGCAACUAAGGGUCCCAAAGGUCCAAGGGGCGAUGCAUCCGAAGGUGCCUACACAAGUACCACCGGCCAUGUCGAUGCCAAGGGUCACAAGACAAGAGUUUCUUCUACAAGUGGUUCAUCCUCUACAGGAGGGUCUAAAGCUGCAGCGAACCACAAAGCUGCUUCUUCAAGUGCAGGUGGUUCCAUAGGUUCCGGCUCCUGUGUGAAGGGCUCCUCUGAGAAGAAGGGCAAAGGAAAAAAGAAGAAUUGAGAGUGAGGUGAUCUCAUGCUUAUCGCUCAAGCCUAUUAAUAUCCUACAAACUACAAACUCACAAUCUCUUUUGUGUUCAUAAAUAAAACCAGAGAUUGUCACCU
Arabidopsis lyrata subsp. lyrata is the source of this 551-nucleotide messenger RNA. Its product is annotated as UPF0540 protein At1g62060. NCBI's taxonomy places the organism in Eukaryota, Viridiplantae, Streptophyta, Magnoliopsida, Brassicales, Brassicaceae. The transcript has a single exon. The coding region runs from base 1 to 447 and encodes 148 amino acids. The record is from RefSeq and is a predicted model, not a curated record.